Messenger RNA from Drosophila innubila, 1291 nucleotides. RefSeq names its product serine protease grass (gene grass). Gene Ontology annotation, molecular function: serine-type endopeptidase activity. The transcript has 6 exons. The record is from RefSeq and is a predicted model, not a curated record. Gene Ontology annotation, biological process: proteolysis. Lineage: Eukaryota; Metazoa; Arthropoda; Insecta; Diptera; Drosophilidae. Bases 71 to 1195 code for a protein of 374 amino acids.
CAGUUGAGACAGUUCGAAUUAAUAAUAGUGCGGCUUUAUCUACACAAUCUCAAGAUCAGAAGUUCUCAAGAUGCCUCGUUGCUGCUUCCUCGUUGCGUUCCUCUGUCUAGUCGUAGUUGGCGCUAGAUCGGCUCAAGCAGCCUACGCCGAUGAUUGCAAUACCCCAAAUGGAGACAGUGGUCAAUGUAUGCCAUUCUCCUCCUGCUCCGACAUUGAGCAACAACUUCUGAAGGCCCAAAAAAGUGGACAGGGUCUGUCUCCAGAAUAUGCUGGCUAUUUAAAGAAUGCAGCCUGUGGCGAGUUUAACAAUGUGGGACACUUUUGCUGUGCCAACAAUCAAAUUCAGCACAACUCCAAGGUCAUGAAGCUAUUUAAAAGUAGCAACUUCACCUGUGGAACCAUUCUCAGCCAGCGUGUGUCCAAUGGUUAUGAAGUUCAGCUCUCCUCCAGACCUUGGAUGGCUUUGUUGCGUUAUCAGAGCAUUGGCCAAUCUCGUUUCCUCUGCGGUGGCACUCUCAUCUCAAAUCGUUAUAUUCUGACCGCUGCACAUUGUGUAUAUGGACUGGAGGAUCAACUUUACGAAAUUCGACUGGGAGAGCAUCGCAUUUCCACGGAGAGGGACUGCAGACGGCAGGGACGCAAAGAGAAGUGCGCUCCGCCAGUGAAGGAUGUGGGCAUAGAGAAGUUCCUGCUACAUGAGAAAUACGAUUCCAGGCGCAUUACAAAUGACAUUGCCCUGCUGCGUCUGAACUCCAGCGUGACCUUUGAGAAACACGUCAAGCCCAUUUGUCUGCCUAUCACGGAUAAACUGAAGCAAGAGGCGGAAUCUCUGUCCAAUUACUUUGUUACGGGUUGGGGCACCACCGAGAAUGGAUCCUCCUCGGAUGUUCUGCUGCAGGCGAGUGUUCCGAUCCAGCCCCGAUCAGCCUGUUCCCGUGCCUAUCGACGUGAUGUCCUGGACACUCAGCUCUGUGUGGGAGGCGGCGACCUGCAGGACUCCUGUAAGGGUGACUCUGGAGGACCGCUUCAGGCCCCCUCCCUCUACCUGGAUGAGUACAAGGUGCGCAUGGUGGAGUUCGGCAUUGUGAGCAUGGGCGUCACUUCCUGCGGACAGAUCAGUCUGCCGGGUAUCUAUACCAAUGUGGCCCCGUAUGUACAGUGGAUCACAGACACGAUGGCCAGACAUGGCCUAUAAAUAAGCAACUUACUCCAACAUCUCUAACAACUUUGAUCAAAAUAUGUUGAAACUUUAGCUAUAAGAAAAUACAUUGCAUUUGUGCUAAACAACUUA